AGAACAUGCCUAAAGAAUGAAGAGGUUCACAUGUGGCCCUGGGCAGUACUCUUCUCACAAGGCUCUUUGCAUCGUGAUGGUGGCUGCUCAUCUUUUCCUCCUGGCAGAAACACGUUAUCUGCAUGGAGAAAGGUUGGAUUUACUUGGAAGGAAUGAUAAGUACGUGUCUCUGGUCAACUACAGCAUCCCUCAGCUGUGUCAGUUCACUGUGUGCAUUGAUCUGAACCGGACAGCCAACAUCAGCUCUUGGGCAGCGUUUUCCUAUGACACUAACACUACAUCCACUGACAUAAAUGACAUAGAGCUUGGACUCUCUGGAGAAAACAAACAGUUGAGACUGUAUCUUUUUGGCACCAGACGAGACAUUAAGAUUGAUCUGUCCCUUUUUGUGUGGUACAGUGUGUGCUGCUUGUGGGACAGCGAGAAACAGCUGCUGGAGGUCUAUUGCAACGGCAGCCUCGUGCAUACCGAAACCCUCAGCAGCGCUGAGUGCCUGAAACCCAACGGUAGCCUGGUGCUGGGUCACCUGCACAAGAGAAAGGAUGGCUUUAUUGUGCGGGUAAGCAACAGUUUCAUCGGCAGCUUGUACUACUUCCAAAUGUGGGACCGUGCGAUGGGUCAGGCGGAGCUGCUGGACUGCGCCAUGGGCAAUAUUGUCAGCUGGAAGGAAGAGCACUGGGACUUCAGCAGCAUCCUUCCCGUUGUGGACUGUCACUUGCGCUGUGCAGGCUGGAGUGAAGCAUCAUCAACAAGGGCUCUGACGCUGCCUCCCUUACCUCCAACCAGUAGUACCAAUGGUGCCAUUCCGCUCAGCUUUUUUAAUGUUGACAUGAAGUUUUCUCUUUUCUACAAAACGGAGAGAGCUCCUGAUUACUACGAUGCAAGGAAGCUUCUUGAAAACUGGUUUAGUAUAAUAUUUACUGGAGAAGAAUUUGUUGUGACAAACUUUAAAGUCAGGGGUAAUUAUCCACAAAGCAGUGUCUAUAAGAGGGAUCAUAUGAAGGCAAAGCAGAUGUCACAAAGCUAUGUCUGUAAGGCCAUUAUAAAGGCCACAUCACUUGAAAUACAAGAAGUGCUGAGUCUCAAGAUCAAACAGUUAUUGAAUGACGUUUAUGAAGAGGGGCCAUUAUCGCUAUAUGUGAAUCCCGAAGAUGUGGCUGUCAAGCCAAUAGCACUAAUGGAUUGCCCAGAAAGCUUUUCACACACAACCUACAAGGGGAAUUAUUCCUGGCCGCUAACAAGUCCAGCUACCAAAGUGGAGGUCAGCUGCAGGAAAAACCCCCUGCAGUCUGCUCGAAGGAGUUGUGCGAUUAAUAUCGAACUUGAGCAAGCUUUUUGGAAGAAACCAAAUUUCACUGAAUGUGAAUUACUGGAAGAACUUCCAAAUAAUAUUUUAGACCUCCAUGAUAUCAUGAUAAUAGAAGAGAAUGGCCAAGAUGUUGUACGGCAUAUUUUAUACCUCUUGCCAGAUGCAACACUGCAUAUGGAAGAAUUAGAAAUCAUUGCAAGUAAACUUGCUGAUAUUGUAAAGCUUCCAGAUAUGAGCAUGACACUUGCAGAGACCAUAUUGUAUAUACUAAACUAUAUUUUGCUGCAAGAAAUAGAAGAUCAGAACAUUAGAAAAAUAACCAAUAGUAUCCUGAAGGCGACUGAGGAGAUAGGCUAUAAGGUGACUUACACAGAAAGAAAUACGUCUGUUGUUACUACUUCCUUGGCUUUGCUGGUGAUGCGUCCGGAUCCCAGCAUGUUUGAAGGACUGGCCUUUGGCGUUACCUCCUACCACAGAGGCAUGGAUCUCAAGGUCGAUGUUCAAGAAAAGCCUUUCAAAAAGGCCUUGGCCUCGGUGUUUUUGCCAAAAUCGCUGAAGAAAUUCCUUGGGAUUGAGCACUCUCACCCAGACAAGCAUCCAAAGAUCCAGUUUAAGUUUUUUGGCACUACUUCACUCUUUGCAGAUAACAGCUUAACAAAGGAGAGGCUGAAUACUUAUGUUGUGAGUGCCAGCAUUGAAAAUGCAUCAGUUCAGAACCUUAAUGAGCCUGUGACUAUUACUCUUCAGCACAGAGUCCAAAAUAUGGGUAAUGCAGCAGUGCACUGUGUCUUUUGGGACUUUCAGAAGAACAAUGGACUGGGUGGUUGGAAUACAUCGGGGUGUGAAAUGGAAUAUACAGAUAUGAAUUACACAAUCUGUUUUUGUAACCAUCUUACCCAUUUUGGAGUCCUACUGGACUUGUCCCGGACAGAGAUAGAUACCACACAUGACCGUGUAUUAACUCUGAUAAGCUAUGCAGGAUGUGGUGCUUCUUCCCUUUUUUUGGGUAUAACACUGGUGAUAUAUCUAGCCCUUGAAAAGCUGCGGAGAGACAACCCUUCGAAAAUCCUGCUCAAUCUUUGUGCUGCAUUGCUGAUGCUGAACAUGGUCUUUCUCACCAACUCCUGGCUGUCCUCGUUCAACCAGCCGGGUCUCUGUGUCACCGUGGCCGCGCUCCUUCACUAUUUCCUUCUUGCAGCUUUCACCUGGAUGUGCCUGGAGUCUGUUCACUUUUACUUGGCUCUUGUCAAAGUUUUCAAUGUUUAUGUCCCCAAGUACAUCCUAAAAUGCUGUAUGGCUGGCUGGGGAAUACCAGCUAUUAUAAUUACUAUUGUGCUCAUUAUAAAUAAAGACUUCUAUGGCAAUGGUUCGCAAUCUGAGAGCCAUCCAUUCAGCAAUUUCUGCUGGAUUCAGGAGAACAGAGUGUUCUACAUCUCCAUUGUGGCCUACGUCUUCUUAAUAUUUUUGGUGAACACAGCCAUGUUCAUCACUAUUCUCUUUCAAAUCCACUCUGUGAAAUCAAGGACACAAAAGAGAUCCAGGUUCUGGAAACAAGGUUUUCUUCAAGACCUCAAAAGUGCUUUCAGCUUGAUGUUUCUUUUGGGCAUAACUUGGGGCUUUGUCUUUUUUGCCUGGGGAACAGUAAGGAUAUUGUUCUUGUAUCUCUUCAGCAUUUUUAACACCUUGCAAGGGUUCUUCAUCUUUGUGUUUCACUGCCUAAUGAAGGAAGAAGUGGCAAAGCAGUGCCAAGUGCACUUUUGCUGGGGAAGAUUUCGUCUGAGUAAUUAUUUUGACUGGAGUGGGUCAGGUGCAACUGCUGAAUCUACGCCAAGGCAUUCAAACCACAAAUCACUGUCCCAGGCUUUGUGGAGUCUAAAUUCUAACGGAACAAGUUCAACUUCCAGCGGUUCAGAUUUCCUUCCCAGGACUUCCCCGGACAUAAAUUUUAGGAUUGCUGAAGUUCAUUACAACCCCAGUGCUGUACCUCCAGAAGAUGGUGAGACCAAACAUCCUUGUUCACAAAGAACACAACUCAUGGAGACAGGGCUGCACUAUCCGCAAAAAGCAAGAUUUUUUCAUUGAUACUGAAUUUGUUUUCUUCUGAUUAUCUAAUGAUGGUUCUCUUUUGUGGCAUGAAAAAAUGCACAUUAAUCUAAAUAAUUACUUCUAAUGUACAAUUAUCACUCUGAACACAACUAUAGAGCUAAAACAUCCCAGGAUUCAACUCUCUGCGCUUCAGUGCAGGGGCAGUGAUGACCACAUAAGGAUUUGGUCCCCCUGUAUUCCAAGAUUAACCCUCAUGUUAAACAGAGACUGGAAACAUUCUCUUCAUCAUCAUUAGUCCUUCUCAUAGUCUGUCAUCUUUUUUUUUUCUCUUUAUACCCUCCUGCCAUCCAUCUGCUCCCUUCUUCAUCUGAUACUUCUGCUCAGAACCUAAUACCCAUAAUACUGAGUUUCAAGUCAUAUUUUUGAGCCUGUUGACUGACUGACUGUCUCAGGCAUGGAUUUCUAGGUUCCUCAAUCAGUAUCUUUCCUUACUUUUCCCGAAAUGGACUUUAAUCAACUUACAGGUUAAGAAAUCGGACUCAGCUUUCCAAGACAUUCCUUUCAGUUGUAUGUUUUAGUUUCAGAUGUGCUGGCACUGCUGACUUGGAUUUAGAUCUCUUAAGAGAUGUAGAUGCAUGUUUCAGUGUUUGAAAAUAUUGCACAGUACCUUCAAAUGGAAUGUGAAACCAAGGAAAACUUAAAUUCCCACCUCUAAUGGGUAACCAUGUAUGCGAUAUAGGUUUCAGUUUACCUCUCUGAAAAAGCCAAAACCAAACCAAAACUCAAACAAAAAAAAACCCCAACAAAUAAAGCAAAACAGAACAAUAGCAGAUAAAAUCCUGCCAUGUUUGGAAGUAGCGAAUAAGAACUUUGCCCUUUAGUAAUACUUUGCUGUGAAUUGAGCAGAAGGUAAACUUCAUAACAUCACAAGAGGGACUUAACUUUCCUCUCCUACUAAUGAGGGGCUUUCUUUUAGCAAAUGUGUUUGAAUCAGUAACUUGCCUGCUCAAUCAAAUCCUAAUUUCAGUUUUGAAUGCCUUUCUCUGUUUCAUUCAAGUAAAGAUAUUUUGAUGAUGGCUAAUAUAGUAAUAUACCGAUGUGUACUGAUGACAGAGAAGUAAAAAAAUAUAAUGGAGUGAUGUCUUAGAGAUGGUGUGUACGAUAGCAAAUACAAAAGGUUCUUUCAUUCUGUGAAUAACUCCCACACAGCAAUUAGUGGAAAAAAUGAAUAUUUCAAUGUACAGUAGCUACAGCCAGCCUACUUGAAAUUUGACAGAUCACCUUCAGUUCCAUGGCUUUCUGGGAGAGAAGUUAGCAUGAAAAAGAAGCAAACGGGUUCUAUCUCUUACCCGCUUGUUUCUAACUUGAAAUUACUUUCAAUGAGAAAGAAAUUUAAUAUAAAAACCAGUUCAGUAUGUUGGACACUUGAACUACCAUCCUCUGCUUGUAUUCUUUAUGUUCAUUCUGCAGUCUGCUGGUGAAUACAAGGGGUUCUUCAGCAGAAGCAGAGCCUUAGUCCUCCCCUGAGUCCCUUUGACACCAGUUUGUCUCUGCUGUGGUAUUGGUUAAGUCUGGGUGGAUGGACAGCCUGACCCUGUGUCCUUCUCCACCACCCUGCUUUGACCUUCACUCUUCUCCUUUGUGCAGUAAUUCUUUCUGCAUACACUUGAUAAAAACAGGACAGAAGGUAAUUGGCUUGAAUUUAGACUAGAUAUUAAGUAACAAUUUCUAAUUGUAAUGAAUAAGUGGUCAAGAGAGCAUGUGGAAUGGCCAUCAAAAAACACUCAUAGUGAUAAGGCAAAUAUCUGCCAGAAUUGGUGUAAGUAAAGUUGAUUUUGCCUCAGAGCAAAGGAUGGACGGGAAGAUCUGUUGAAAUUCCUCCCAAUUCUAUUUUCUAUUACUCUAAUUUAAAAUUAAAAGGCAAUAAAAGAGGAUCAAUGUGAGAACAACAUGAGACUUGCCUCGUCUCCUGCAUCCUGUGAUUUUUUUGUUACAUUCCUGAUAAAAGACGCAACGUACCCUGUUUUUCUAAAGUUUUUGCUGAAUGUCCGCAUAACAUUAUUAAAUAACUAGGAGCACAAAGAUUUGGAUAAAAAAGCAAUGAGAGAAGUUCUGAAAUACUUAAGACUUCCCAGGCUGCCAGAAAAUGCCUGGAAAUGCUGUUUCUUUGGCAGAUCCAUCUGUGUGGUUCCUGCUUUGGAGGUGUAACAGCGGGAAGAAGAGCAAUCUGCAUGGCGUGGAGCAAUGUCAAGUCUCCAUUCUUGCUAUUGAUUUUUUUCUAUUUUCUAUUCAAAAAGCAAAAUCUGGAAGUAAAAUUUUAAAAACCUGUCAACUUGCUGAUGUAAAAUGCAAAGCCCUAUUUGUUCUGGGGAGGCAGUGAGCUCACUUCCACUCUCUAUCAUAUGCCUAAUGGCUUCUCCAGCUAAACAGUGUAUCAUUUAUGUUUCAAGCAUGGCAUUGUUUAGGUUGUCAGCCCGAAUGAAGAUGUGUAAUUUUCUUCGGGCUGAAAUAAUGUCUUCCACUUCGGCACCAUCACACUUGUUCUUCUCCAACGUAUCCACGCUGACGUUCUGUCACAGAAUUGCGUGUUGAUGGUUUUCACGGGGAGAGGACACGCACAAAGACAAAUCUAAUAAAAAAUUGCUAAGCGCUUGUGAUUCACAUUCUAAUAAUUUUAAGCGAUGGGAACAGCUUCUGCAUCUCUGGCUCAAAUGUGUCCUGACAGGCAGCGGUGCUUAAAUGGUACAAACGCAUCCUCCUCCCUGCGGUGUUGAUUGUAUCAGUUGCCUUUGCUCGCUGCCUGAGAAAGCAGUGAUCUAAAAGCUCCUUUGAUUUCUAAGUCAUUCUCAUUUACUCCCAGAUCGCUUAUUUUUAGCAAUACACACACCAGGAAAUGCGUGCUCUAUUUUAAUCCAAUGAAAAGGAUUUCUGGAAGUGUAUUUGCCUAUGAAGGCAAUUAUUUCAUGUCAGAUCUCAGUGGGUUGUUAACAAUAGGUUAGACGAUGCAAAAUAAAUAAAAAAUGAUAGUAAAAUCACUGCAGCAGCUGCGGUGACUCAGGCAAAACAUCUUGCUAUUCAGACGGGCACAAAACUGCACCACCCUUCCCACCAACUAAGGCAGUGGGUGCAGAUCCAAGGUCUCGGCAGAUCACCCAAGGGUCCAUGGAGACUCUUUAUGUCCCCACAUGGACAAGUGGCUAAAGCUGCCUUCUAGCUCUAUGUAUAUACAGCGCUUUGAUAACCAUGUAAUAUAGAUAAAUAUUACAUAGGGUGGCAGCUAAAGGUCAGUACAGCUGAAGUGUUUUUCUGGCAGUUUAUGAAUCUACAGUAGCGGUUAGCAAUACAGGUUAGCAAUACUUAGACCCCAGAUGUAUAAUUCUUUCUAAAUGUUGCAGGCAGUUAUUAUAAAGACAACAAAAGAAAUGUCAUUAUGGGAAAUGAUUUUAGAUUAAAAAAUCAAAAUACUGGAUAGAUAGUUAUCUAUUGCAUAAGAUGAGUGCUAAGUCUUAAUGCACAAUACUCUGUGCUUUUAGGUAUCAGAAAGUAUUUAGCAUGUAAUGGCACUGUAAUGGUUCUAAAUUAAAUGUAUCAUUUAGAGUUUCAAGGAUGCCCCAAGAAUUAUGCUUGCUAUAUUAUUUCAUUGCCUGAUUACUCCUGUAAAGGAAGAAAUUCAAGGAUACAUUCCAGUGGGGUUUUCUCCUCUGUUUUCUGAAAAAUGACACCAGUAUUUCAGUGGAGGACCAAAAAGUCUUCCUUCAUCUUUAUGUCAAAAGAAGAGGACUUAAAAGGAAGGCUACUGAGAUUUGCUGGAAGGGAGAGAUUUACAUUGAUCUGGCAGACUGCUGGACUUGAAAUCAGUUUUCUACCUCCAGGGACAAGUAAAAGGAAUGUGCCCGUGGUGACCCAACAGCCAAGUCCUGCUCUGUGGUGAACAGUCUGGGCACACGGACAGCAAUCAGGCAAAUCGUAAUCUGAGAAAAGCCUUUUAUAAGAGAGGAUGCCACAACAGAGCCUACCAAAACUCAGGACUAGGAUAGACAAGCUGUUUGGCAUCUCUCUGCCGUUAACAUCCGAAGAACACGAACGUCAGUUUGCUCAGCAGAGAGGCAGAAAGAUACAUCAGCCAGCAAUAAACAGAUGGCAAAAUUGCUAGGAGAGACAAUUAAAGCAAGGGUCGAAAAUGAGUUUGAGGCAUAAAAGCAGAAUUAAGACAACUAAAUAGUUCCAUGCAGAAAUGAUACAAAUAAUGACCCAAGAAAGUGAGCUACGAUAACCCUAAAAAAAGCCUAUGCUGGCUAAUAUAGCUGUAGCUCAUUGUGGAUCAGUUCUGUGCUCCUAGCACUCUAGCUACAAAGGAUUUUGCCAUAUUUGUAUAAAUAUCAACUCUGUAUGACCAAUGUAUAAUGAAAUAAUAAAAAUGUGCUACA
Columba livia (rock pigeon) is the source of this 7782-nucleotide messenger RNA. RefSeq names its product adhesion G protein-coupled receptor G4 (gene ADGRG4). NCBI's taxonomy places the organism in Eukaryota, Metazoa, Chordata, Aves, Columbiformes, Columbidae. Gene Ontology annotation, cellular component: plasma membrane. Gene Ontology annotation, biological process: adenylate cyclase-activating G protein-coupled receptor signaling pathway; cell surface receptor signaling pathway. The record is from RefSeq and is a predicted model, not a curated record. Gene Ontology annotation, molecular function: G protein-coupled receptor activity. The transcript is spliced from 23 exons. Bases 17 to 3391 code for a protein of 1124 amino acids.